AUGCAGAGUCCAACAAAGUCGUGUCCACUUUAUAGCCACAAUAAGGGAACUGACCAAGCUCCACCCAGGAGACUGGUCAUGGAUCCUAAUUCGUUCCAGGAAAACAUGGACAAUGCCAGCAAGCGUCGUUCUCCAAGCAUUGAUGAAGAUGCAGACUCUAUUGAGAGAAGCAAGGUUGAUUCACUCACCAAUGACACUGACAAGAUGGUAGCGGAAGCCUCUCCCGACAAAAUUGCUGGGGAAAGUGGGUCCACCAAUAUGAAAGAUAAGGAUUCCAAUGACAAACCAUCAUCCAACAUCGUUCUCACUGGAUGCAAGGGCGUUGGCAAAGCAAGUUCCAUUAUGUCAGACCUUUCCGAUUUACAGUCAAUUGAUAGCUGGCCCGAGUGGAAGGAGGAUGAUGCUGAUUUGUACUUGGAACCACUUUCUGAUACAAAUUCAGCCAAGGAAGCGAGAAAAGAAGCAAAUAGUCACAAGCCAGAGGGCCGAGGGAUGCUGAUGUUGAUAAGACCUUAA
Seminavis robusta is the source of this 516-nucleotide messenger RNA. The record is from the annotation of a GenBank genome assembly. NCBI's taxonomy places the organism in Eukaryota, Bacillariophyta, Bacillariophyceae, Naviculales, Naviculaceae.